This is a messenger RNA of Linum trigynum, 2307 nucleotides long. The record is from the annotation of a GenBank genome assembly. Lineage: Eukaryota; Viridiplantae; Streptophyta; Magnoliopsida; Malpighiales; Linaceae.
AUGAAGCGUGAUUUUGAUGAAAUCUCUGACGACGAAUGGGUCAACCACUCCUUCAAACCCUCCCGUGUCCUGAAAUCAACUCCAUCCUCUAAAUCUCCAUCUGAUCUUCCAAGCUCCCCUCCGCCAAUAGAGUCUUUUGCUUUCGGCACCAAAACCCAGCAGCUGCUUGCGUCCGGUAGCAGCAGCAGUGAUGAUUGUGUCAUCAUUACCCAGCCCAAGCCCUCAAUCCAUGCAGACUUGGAGGAUGAUGACGUUGAACAACACAACGACCGCCCGGUUUCCUUGGGUAAUCGUGCUCGUCGGUUUAUCAUUGACGACGAUGACGACGAGCAGCCUGCGGCGCAGAUGCUUCGAGAAGGUAAUCGGGAACUUACUGAGGUUUAUGAUGUCAAGUCCUGUAGUGACGAUGACUUAGAACUGGAACUGGAAGAAGACGCCGAGUUAGAACUGGAACUGGAAGACGACGACGUGAUUGGAAAAGCUCUGCAGAAGUGUGCCAAAAUUGCAGCUGAGCUUAGGAAAGACCUAUAUGGAUCUACAGCAGUAUGCUGUGAUCGGUAUGCAGAGGUUGAUUCUUCUACCGUCAGGAUUGUGACGCAGGAUGACGUUGAUGCAGCUUGUAUGGUUGAGGUUCCAGAUUUCCAGCCUGUUCUCAAGCCAUAUCAACUGGUUGGUGUGAACUUUCUUCUUCUUUUAUACAGAAGAAAUAUUGGUGGAGCAAUAUUGGCAGAUGAGAUGGGUCUUGGGAAGACUAUACAGGCAAUAACAUAUUUAAUGCUGCUAAAACAUUUGAAUGAUGAUCCUGGUCCACAUUUAAUUGUGUGCCCUGCUUCUGUUUUGGAAAACUGGGAAAGAGAACUUAAAAGGUGGUGUCCAUCAUUCUCUGUACUCCAGUAUCAUGGGACUACAAGAUCAGCCUACUCGAAAGAAUUAAGCUCUCAUGCCAAACAUGGUCUGCCGCCACCAUUUAAUGUGAUUCUUGCGUGCUACUCUCUUUUUGAGCGACACAGUGUGCAACAGAAGGAUGACCGUAAACUUCUGAAACGUUGGCGAUGGAGUUGUGUUCUUAUGGAUGAGGCUCAUGCUCUUAAGGAUAAGAACAGCUAUAGGUGGAAGAAUCUGAUGAGUGUUGCGAGAAAUGCAAACCAACGAUUGUUGCUAACAGGGACACCUCUGCAAAAUGAUCUGCAUGAGCUUUGGUCCUUAUUGGAGUUUAUGUUACCUGAUCUGUUCGCUACUGGGGAUGUUGACUUAAAGAGGCUGUUGAAUACAGAAGAUGGAGAUUUAAUUGGUCGUAUGAAGUCAAUCAUGGGGCCAUUCAUCUUGAGGAGGUUAAAGUCGGAUGUAAUGACGCAACUUGUUCCAAAGAUACAGCAGGUGAAAUAUGUUUCAAUGGGAAAACAACAGGAAGAUGCUUACAAAGAAGCAAUAGAGGAAUACCGUAAAUUCUCACAUUCUCAUAUUGCCAAAUGCUCAGAUGUUAACUUGACAACUGUCGUUGGGGUUCUUCCUCGACGGCAGAUAUCAAAUUAUUUUGUUCAGUUCAGAAAGAUUGCAAAUCAUCCAUUGUUGGUGAGAAGAAUUUACACUGAUGAGGAUGUUGUUCGGUUCGCAAAGAAGUUGCAUCCAAGGGGCGCCUUUGGCUUUGAGUGUACCUUGGAUAGAGUCGUCGAGGAACUUAAGAGCUACAAUGAUUAUUCUAUUCAUCAGCUUUUACUGUCUUAUGGUGUUAGUGACUCCAAAGGAAUCCUUUCAGAAAAGCAUGUCAUGCUUUCUGCAAAAUGCCAAGCAUUGGCUGAACUUCUUCCUUCCCUUCAGAAAGAUGGGCAUCGAGUGCUAGUUUUUAGUCAAUGGACUUCAAUAUUAGACAUCUUAGAGUGGACCUUGGAUGUAAUUGGGUUGACAUAUAGAAGACUUGAUGGAAGUACGCAGGUGACAGAUAGGCAGACGAUUGUGGAUGAAUUUAAUAAUGAUACGUCAAUAUCUGUGUGCUUGCUCUCCACUAGAGCUGGAGGGCAGGGUUUGAACUUGACUGGAGCCGAUACAGUGAUUAUACACGACAUGGAUUUCAAUCCACAGAUUGAUAGGCAGGCAGAGGAUCGAUGCCAUCGCAUUGGCCAGACAAAGCCUGUAACCAUAUACAGGCUGGUGACAAAGGGUACAGUGGAUGAGAAUGUAUACGAGAUUGCGAAAAGGAAGCUGACUUUAGAUGCUGCAGUUCUGGAGUCCGGGGUGGAUGUAGAGCAUCAGGGGGAUUUGUCUGAGAUGACUAUGGGGGAGAUAUUGUCGUCACUUUUGAAAGCGUAG